AUGGCCUCCUUGGAGCAUGGCCUUGCAGGCCUGCUUGAGAUGCCUAAGUCUGAGAUGCGGCUCCGUGGGUUCAUCCUUGACAAGCUGAAAAGAGCACAUCUUGCCAAAGAAGUUCGACUCAGUGCAGUUGGGACGAAGGUGAUGCUUCAUGCACAUGAUUCAAGCAUCUUACAGGAUCAUCGGAAGAUAUCUUCUGUCUGUGGUUUUCCGGCAAGCUUCGAGACAGGAUCCGAUGUUGGCUUGGAUGAGAGCUGGAUGUUUGAGAUGUUUGAGAGAAUGCGCAACUUGCAUCCAGCCGGAGAGGUUCAGGUGGUAAACACAGCAUGGGUGAGAUACAGGUCGGAUGCGCGCUUUCUAGCAUCCAUGCGCAAGCUGCUCGCGGGCUUCCUGGAGGACCAUUGGGAACGCUGGCUGGAAUGGCUCGAGAAGGGCGAGUACACUUGCAAGAUGCCUCAGGUCAAGCUGGAAGCCAACAUGGCUUGUCAUUUUUGGUCCGCAGCUUCUAUGGUGUGUCGACAGUGCUUGGAAUUGCCUGACUGCAUCCUGUGUAGUGGAGAUAGAUUACCCGAGAAGGCUUGCUGCUUAACGCAUGGCAUUCCUAAGUGGCAGCCAUGGACGCAUCCUGAUGGCCUACAGACGCAUUUGGAAGCUCUUGACAAGGACAUGCUCGAACUCGUUGUGUCUCCCGGCAGGCCCCAGUCGAGAACAUGCGAGGAGGUCGUGGAAGAGUGCUUUAAAAGCGGUGAUAUCAAGACAGGCGAAUGGCUGUCAAGGACACUUGAGCUUUCGUUCCGUCUCGCUCGCCAAUACCAGACGCUCCGCGAAACUGAGCAGUCCAUCAACAAAAAGCUGGACGAAGGCUCAAGGCAGGCCGUGCUAGAGACAGUGCUGGUCGCCAGGGCCGCGGCCAAGCACUUGAAGAAGAGUCUUCGGCCAGUACAACUUGCAACAGUGCUCUUGACCUUGCAUGCCUCCUUAACGGGUCAGAGACGGCUGCUUCAGAUGAAGACUGGCGAAGGCAAGACGAUCGCAUGCGCAGCGAUCGCGGCAGCGCUCGCCAAGCGUCGACCGGACGCUGCCGUGCACGUAACAACAUCCAACUCAGAUCUGGCAAAGGAGGCUGUCAAUCAGACGAAGGAGUUUUUCCAGGAGUACCUCGAUGCAAUCCCGAGAACAGCAGACGAUCCGCAGAAUAUUGGAUGGGGACUUCAAGGAACUGGAGUAGUAUAUGGCACCAUCACGGACUUUCAGAGACAGCGUGUGGAUGUCACGGAAGCAGGAGAACAGCUGUGCGAGUUCAACAUUUGGAAUCGCACUGCUUGUUUCCUACUGCUCGACGAAUGCGACCAUGCUCUCAUCGAUUGCGCGACUAGUGUGCUCUUCAUGUCUGGUAACGUGACAGAUUACCUCGCUAUGGAGAAACUGAUAUUUCGGUCUCACAAGCUGAUGAUGAAGCACGCGGAUUUCUCUGACAACAAAGUCACUGACCGGGCCACAGCACAGGCAAGCCGCGACGACUUUGCCCAAGAGGUGCUCAAACCUGACAGGGACAGCAGGGAAUCUGAGUUCGAUUGCAAUCAUCCACACUCCUUGCCGGUAGAUGAUCUUGUGAUGAAGCUAUCUCAGGGUGCAUUGAACACCCGAACCAGAAAAGCCGGUCGCCAUUUCCUCCUCAAGGCCGCUAAGAAGUCUGGAGCUGGUGACCCCUCUCGGCAAGACUUGACGAUACUCAUCGUUGACCUUGCCACUGGCAUAGAGCAGCCCAUGACACGAUGGACGUACGAGGCCCCAUUUGUGGAGAUGCAGCAUGGCAUCCCCAUGAAGGGCAUUCAGCCCCUGUCGUUCUUCAGCUCACUCGUGGCUUUCGUGCAGGCCUAUGGCUGGUUCGGUGGCUUCUCUGGAACUCUGGGCCCCUCGAGCGCCCGCCGUUUCCUACGCGACGUGUAUCAGGCCGACGCCAUCGAAAUCCCGAGGCACAUGCCGAGCAGAUUCUACGAUUUGUCUCCCAUCGUGUAUGGCAAGCAGCCCAAUGCCAAGAAGAAAUGGCUCGACAAAAUCGCGCAGCAGACAGGGGACUUCUUCAACGGCGCGCUGAUGGCACGUUUUGGCCAGCCGGUUGGCUGCCCCGGCUCGGUUCUCAUCAUUGUGGAGAGCAUGCAGGAGGCUGAUGAAGUGUACGACACGCUGAAGAAGGCUCAGCGAACUCAGUCAGGCAUCCAGUACAUCGUGAAGUACUGUAGCGAGGCGGACAAUGAUGUGCUGACCAGUGGGCCCCAUGUUGUCACUGACGGCUCGGGCGACCUGGUUCUGCGGACAGGCACUGUGGUAGUGGCAUCCAACAAAGGCGGGCGAGGCACAGACUUCAAGCUGGAGAAGACAGGAGAAAGGGACGGAGUGCUCUAUGUGAUCACCGGCAGCAUACUUGGCCGGCGCCAGGCGGAGCAAGCUCGAGGACGCGCAGGCCGCAAUGGCAAUGCCGGCCUUGCUCAGGAGAUCCUCCUGGACACCACUGCCUCUGCCAUCGGAGACCUUGCACUUGCAGCCUGGACGGCCGGGAACAAGAAGGUCGAGGAGGAGGAGCACUUUCUGGAGCAGCUUAAGCUCGAGGCGAGCAUCUCCCUGCACGAAGACUUGAAGUUGAUGCAGCCUUUUGCCAGGUAUGCACCCCUGUGGGCAGAAGCCAUGGUCCAGCAACUUGUGCCCCACAAUGCGAAGAACAAGCACCAGCUGAGGGCCCAGAUACUGCCGUCCCUGAAAGCCGUUAUUGGAGAUGCAUGGGCAGCAUGGCGUGAUUCUUCGCACCAGACCCGCUAUCCUGGAUUUCUGCAGUUUCUCAAGGAACGUUUGGGAUCCUGA
This is a messenger RNA of Symbiodinium natans, 2856 nucleotides long. The record is from the annotation of a GenBank genome assembly. Lineage: Eukaryota; Dinophyceae; Suessiales; Symbiodiniaceae.